AUGGAUUCUUCCAAGAUCGUCAGUAUUAUCCUAGCAAUAUUUUUGCCACCACUAUCAGUGUUCCUAUCCUGCGGAUUCGGUACCGAGUUUAUUGUCGACGUGGUUUUGACAAUCUUGGCUUUCUUCCCAGGUAUGCUUUACGCCCUCUACCUGGCUUUCAAAGCUUAA
Molecule: messenger RNA, 168 nt
Organism: Torulaspora globosa
Lineage: Eukaryota; Fungi; Ascomycota; Saccharomycetes; Saccharomycetales; Saccharomycetaceae
Gene: PMP3
Product: Pmp3p
Exons: 1
Coding region: 1-168 (55 amino acids)
Cellular component (GO): membrane
Source: RefSeq, a predicted model, not a curated record